AUGGAAAGCAUCCAUGAAUUCCCAAGUUUGUGUCAAAUCGUGGUUGGAAAAAUAUUUCAUUUCUUCGGGUUCGAUCCAGUCAAAGAAAAGGUUCGUUUGGGGUUCGAUCGAGUCAAAGAUUAUGUUGGUUUGGUGUUGCUUCAUUUGGGGUUCUAUCGAGUCAACAUAAGGGUUAUCUCUUGUUUUAUCAAUAUCAUAUGCCCUUGUAGAUUUUUAUGGCGUAUCAGCAAUAGUUUUCCAGGGUGUAUAAAAAAAACUCUCUCCUGGCCGUUUACCAAAAUUUACAGCUGGUUUGAAGAUACUCUGGAUGAGUUUUUUUAUGUGUCCCUUGAGCCAUUCACUAAGGAGCUAUGGGAAUUCAUCUUCAGUGAGCUAAAGAAGAAAGCCGAGUUCGCAGAUAAUCCAGAAACUGCAAAGAGGAUAUCGUCGGCCAGAGGCGAGUGGGCUUUGACGGAUACCGAUUCUGAGCACGAUCGUAGCAAGAUACUCAGGUAUGUGAGUGAUGUUCCAUAUGAUGAGAGCAUUCUCUUGUGGCACAUUGCGACUGAUCUAUGCUACCAAACUGAAAAGGAGGAGACCAAGUCGAAAAACGGUGGCGAGAAUCUGAAAUACAUGCACUUCAGCAAAAUACUGUCGGAUUACAUGCUGUAUCUUCUCAUAUUUCAGCCGACCAUGAUGUCCGCCGUGGCUGGUAUCGCGAAGAUAAGAUUCCGAUACACGUGUGCGGAGGCUAGAAUUUUCUUUCAGAGACGGAAUUUACGUCGAAACGAAGACAAGAAGCCUUGCGGAGAAAUAUUGUCGGUGAAUACGGAUGUUGUACCUGAGCAAGUGAAGGGAGACCGAAGCAAAUCGGUGUUCUUCAGUGCAAGCAUACUGGCCAAAGAGCUGAAGAGGAUGGACGAUGAAGACAAGGAGAAUAAGUGGAUGAUAAUGAGCAGAGUGUGGGUGGAACUAGUGUCGUACGCGGCGAGUCGUUGCAGAAAAAAUACACACGCUGCAGAGGUAAGCAAAGGUGGACAGCUUAUCUCCUUCUUUUGGUUGUUGAUGGUUCACUUUGGUCUUGGGGAGCAGUUCCAGAUCAACGAAGGACUUGCAAGAGCCAAAUUGAUCAUAGAAAAGUAA
Messenger RNA from Hibiscus syriacus, 1122 nucleotides. RefSeq lists its product as uncharacterized. Lineage: Eukaryota; Viridiplantae; Streptophyta; Magnoliopsida; Malvales; Malvaceae. The record is from RefSeq and is a predicted model, not a curated record. Bases 1 to 1122 code for a protein of 373 amino acids. The transcript has a single exon.